Neodiprion fabricii is the source of this 609-nucleotide messenger RNA. Its product is annotated as protein DPCD. The transcript is spliced from 4 exons. The record is from RefSeq and is a predicted model, not a curated record. Lineage: Eukaryota; Metazoa; Arthropoda; Insecta; Hymenoptera; Diprionidae. The coding region runs from base 1 to 609 and encodes 202 amino acids.
AUGGCGGCGGAACAGUGGCUGAAAGCUGUGCAAGAGGCUAAAAAAACGGCGAUAAUUCAGGAUGGGAAGAGAAAGGUCCACUUCAUGAUGGGAGAUGGGAAGGAAAUGGUAGAGGAGUAUCACUUGGAUACUAAUGUUCUGACGCGCAGAGCCUGGAGAGAAAAGGGCAAACUUGGACAGGAUGUCGGGUGGGCCGUAGAGGUUGGCGAUCCAGAUCCCAAACCUCUCGACAAUCUGGAGGUAUCUGGCAUCAGGGAAAGCUCCAACACGCCAAUCAUCUCGAGGAGAAUCACAAAGGUAUCCCUGGAGUGGAGGAUCAGGAAUUUACCCUAUCCAAAAGACGUGUAUUCUGUUACAGCGGAGAAUGAUAAAACUAUAACCGUCAGAACGAGUAAUAAAAAGUAUUUCAAAAAAAUAAGUGUUCCCGACUUGGAACGAGUCGGUCUGAAGCCAGAGCAGGAAAGAAUUUCUUUCACGCAUCAGUUCAAUACUUUGAUUAUCACGUACAAAAAACCGCCUCUUCUCAUCGACCUGGAGAAAACAAUUUUGCAAGAAAUCCUGCAAUUGAAAACGAGAAAGGAAAGUGACGUGCAAUGUCCAACAAGCUGA